Spinacia oleracea (spinach) is the source of this 2068-nucleotide messenger RNA. RefSeq names its product high affinity nitrate transporter 2.5-like. Bases 274 to 1776 code for a protein of 500 amino acids. Gene Ontology annotation, molecular function: nitrate transmembrane transporter activity. The transcript has 2 exons. The record is from RefSeq and is a predicted model, not a curated record. NCBI's taxonomy places the organism in Eukaryota, Viridiplantae, Streptophyta, Magnoliopsida, Caryophyllales, Amaranthaceae. Gene Ontology annotation, biological process: transmembrane transport.
ACAAAAAUACUAGGAACUUCUAACCAUGAACUCCAAAUCCUUAACAAAUCAUAAACAUAUGACUAAUAUGAGCAAUGCAAUUAUGCAAACAGCAUACACAUUCGUGGAUUCACCAAGUCACAUACCAAACAAAGUCAAAGAGACGCCAUAAAAUAAAUGGCCUCUAAAAUCCUCAGAGAAGUUACUUUUGAAUUUCACCUUGAUAGCAUUUCGCAGUAUAUAAGCGUAGUCCGUGAACCGUAAUGUAAUACAAACACCUUAAAAAAAAGAGUAAUGGCACCAAGAGAUGGAGAGUUUCAAUCAAAAAAGUUUGCUCUUCCAGUUGAUGCAGAGAAUAAGUCCAUAGACUUUCCUCUGUUUUCAGUGGCAAAGCCUCAUAUGCGAGCAUUUCAUCUAUGCUGGAUACAAUUUUUCGCCUGUUUUUUAUCCACAUUCGCAGCACCACCUCUGCUUCCUAUCAUUCGUGAUAACCUUAACCUGACAGCCAAUGACAUUGGUAAUGCAGGGAUUGCAUCAGUUUCAGGGGCGAUCUUUGCCCGUGUUGCAAUGGGUGCUGCAUGUGACAUAGUUGGUCCUCGACUAGCCUCUGCCACCCUCACACUCCUCACUGCACCUGCAGUCUACCUAUCUGCUGUUGCAGACUCGGCAACAGGCUUCUUUCUUAUGAGGUUUUUCACUGGCUUUGCUUUGGCCACCUUUGUCUCAACUCAGUACUGGAUGAGCUCCAUGUUCGCCCCAAGAGUUGUUGGCCAAGCCAAUGGCCAAGCAGCAGGGUGGGGAAAUCUAGGAGGCGGUGUAGCUCAGCUCGUAAUGCCCCUUGUGUACAGUGUCAUCCUUAAGAUAGGAGCUACACCAUUUGCAGCUUGGAGGAUUGCAUUCUUUAUUCCUGCACUAUUCCAAAUGUCCUCAGCAUUUGCAGUAAUGCUUUUCGGCCAAGAUCUGCCUGAUGGAAAUUUCCACCAGCUGCAGAAGUCAGGUGAUAUGUACAAGGACAGCGCGUCCAAGGUUUUGUAUCAUGGAGUCACCAAUUAUAGGAGCUGGAUCACUGCUCUGGGUUAUGGGUUCUGUUUUGGGGUGGAGCUAGCAGUAAAUAACAUCAUCGCGUACUACUUCUAUGACAGGUUUAAUCUAAACCUAUAUAUUUCAGGAAUGGUUGCUGCCAGUUUUGGGAUGGUCAAUCUUUUCUCCAGGCCUAUAGGUGGUGGCUUAUCAGAUUUCAUGGCCAAAAAGUUUGGAAUGAGAGGAAGAAUAUGGAGCUGGUGGAUUGUGCAAGCCCUUAGUGGUGUACUGUGUAUUUGUCUAGGGCUGAUAGACACCUUAGGCGCAUCAAUUGCAGUAAUGAUCAUCUUCUCUGUGUUUGUGCAAGCAGCCGAAGGUCUCACAUUUGGAGUUGUCCCCUUCGUCUCCAGAAGAUCUUUGGGAGUGGUUUCUGGUAUGACUGGAGCCGGAGGUAAUGUGGGUGCAGUCAUAACCCAAGUGCUUUUCUUCAGAGGAUCUCAGUACACGACAGAGAAGGGAAUACAAUACAUGGGUAUUAUGAUCAUAGCAUGCAGCUUUGGCAUAACUUCCAUAUACUUCCCACAAUGGGGAGGUAUGUUUUGGGGUCCUAAAGCGGAUUUUACAGAAGAAGACUACUACUUAAGGGAAUGGGAUUCAAAGGAGCAAGAGCAAGGACUCCAUCAUGUAAGCAUGAAAUUUGCAGAAGGCAGCAGGAACGAGAGAUGCAACAAAGGAAAGUCGGUACCAGAAGCAGAAAUGACUGAAACUCGUGUCUGAUCGCCAUCAGUCUCCAAAUUACUACUGUCUUUUCUUAUAUUUCCCUGUUCAGAAUUUUCUGUCAAAAGGGGGGAAUUUUUUUCUCACAGUAUCUUCCCAAACCCCUGGCAGUAUCCUUCUGCCUCUAUGCAGCUGUUCACAUACUUGUUUAUAUACAAUUAUACUACCAAUGAGGUCUUGGCCUAGUGGCACGGACUGAGGGCCUGUGUACUUAGUCUAAUUUGUAAUUUGUAAUGCUCUUGUGGGUUUUUCGGACAAAAAAAAUUAUAUACUCCUAUCAAAGCGUCUUAAA